AAACGAUGUUAUUUUGUCUUUGAAAUCUUCUUUGCCUCAUUGGCAUUCACCGGCUAAAUCUUAUUAAAACUUUCUAUGCCUCUCUUUUCUCCAAAAUUUAUCUUUUUCCUGUGUGAGCCACUGACCAUACAGAAGACCCCAUUAAAAAUCUCCAAAACAUGUGGCUUUGUUCCUUUUGUUAUUAUCUGCACACAACUUUAAUUUGCAGCUGACAUCUUUUUCCUCCUCGUUUCCUGUUCUUGAGCUUUUUCUCUUUCUCUAGUAGUACCAAUUAAUUUCUUGAAACUGCUAAAUUCUAGAUCCCAAUAUUCAUACGUAUCUUUUUGUGCAUGAUCAUUAUUCACUUAGCUUUUUUAUUUUGUUUGUCACAAUUUAUACAAUUUUCUUGGAAAAGGUAAAUUGGUCUUUUUAGUGAUUUUCUUGGAUUUCCCAGAAAGCCUGAAAAUGGGUUAUGCUUAAUUGUCUCAAAGACUGGGUUUUUUUUUUCGCUGAGAGUUGAAAGUUGAGUUUGUUGUUGGUUGUGAGAAUGCCUCCAAAUAAUUUUCCUUUGAGAUGGGAAAGUACAGGGGAUCAAUGGUGGUUUGCUUCACCUAUUGAUUGGGCAGCAGCAAAUGGUCAUUAUGAUAUAGUGAGGGAGUUGCUUCACUUAGACACCAAUUUACUCAUAAAGCUCACUUCUUUACGUAGAAUAAGAAGGCUUGAGUGUGUUUGGGAUGAUGAAGAACAGUUUGAUGAUGUUGCAAAAUGUAGGUCUGAGGUUGCUAAAAAGCUUCUCCUUCAAGCUGAAACAAACAAAGGGCAUAACUCUUUGAUUAGAGCUGGCUAUGGUGGUUGGCUUCUUUAUACUGCUGCCUCAGCUGGGGAUGUUGAAUUUGUCAAACAAUUAUUGGAAAGGGACCCACUUUUGGUGUUUGGAGAAGGAGAGUAUGGUGUUACUGAUAUACUUUAUGCAGCUGCUAGGAGUAAAAACUCUCAAGUAUUUAGGCUGCUCUUUGAUUCUUCAAUCUCACUUGAAAAUGAGGUUUCUUCCACUUUCAGGUUGGAAAUGAUGAAUAGGGCUGUUCAUGCUGCAGCUAGAGGGGGAAAUCUUGACAUGUUGAGACAGAUUCUUGGAACUUGCUCUGAUGUUUUGGUUUAUAGAGAUGCUCAAGGAUCUACUCUCUUGCAUUCUGCUUCUGCUAGAGGCCAGGUUCAGGUUGUUAGGAGUUUACUGGAAACAUAUGACCUUAUUAACUCCAGAGACAACCAGGGAAACACUGCACUUCAUGUGGCUGCUUAUAGGGGUUACUUAUCUGUGGUGGAAGUUCUUGUAUCUGUUUCUCCUUCAUCUAUCUCAUUGAGAAACAACUACGGAGACACGUUUCUUCACAUGGCUGUAGCCGGAUUUCGCACCCCAAGUUUCCGCAGACUGGAUCGGCAAAUGGAGUUAAUGAAGCAGUUGGUAUGUGGAAAGGUUAUCGAGAUCGAAGACAUUAUUAACAUUAGGAACAAUGAUGGUCGGACUGCUCUUCACAUGGCUGUAAUUGAAAACAUUCAGACUGAUGUUGUGGAACUCCUCAUGACUGCAUUUUCAAUAAAUUUAAAUAUCCGUGAUGCUGAUGGAAAUACCCCACUGGAUCUCCUAAAGCAAUGUCCAAGAUCUCCAUCGUCUGAGAUACUGAUUAAGCGCCUCAUUUCAGCUGGAGGAAUUUCCAAUUGCCAAGACCAUAUGACAAGAACUGCCCUAGCUUCCCACUUGAAGAUGCAGGGUAUUGGGGGCAGUCCUGGUGCCUCUUUUAGGAUCCCUGACGCUGAAAUAUUUCUGUAUGCUGGCAUUGAUAAUGCAUCUGAUGCCAAUAGUGAGUGUGCAAGCACAGAAAUCGAUUCUUGCUGGGGUGAACCGAGCCCUUGCCGUUCUGCUGCAGGGUCUAAUUCAUCACACAAGCUAGGCUCAGUUAACAGUGCUGCUAGACGGUUGAAGUUUCUUCUACGGUGGACAAGGAAGAAAGAAAGAAAAGAAGAUACCACCGGCUUAGAAGAUAAUAUGUCUGUGGAAUCACAAAGAUUGUAUUCUGGCUUGGGAGAUCAGCCAAUACCUCUACGACAAAGAUUCUCGAGGAUGUCAUCGCUUCCAAACAACAAAAGAGUGCUCCCUGUCCAAAAUAGUCUACCAAGUCCAUCUACCAAAAAGAAAUUUGCAGCUGGUCUGAUGCAUGGCGUUAUCCAAAUGACACCACAGUCGUCUUAUGGAUCACCAUCAAGUGCUUAUUCUGAAUCUUCCUGGUCAUCUCCAGUGGUUGCCGACAAAGAAAAGAGGAUGGAUCUUGGCAAUAUGAGUGGAGGAGCCUCUAGCUUAAAUCUGUCAAAUAGGAGAGAAAAAUCGAAACUGACACGUAAACAUGGUUCCUUCAACAUGAAGUUAAUGAAUCAGUACUUCUGUUUCGGCGCUCAAGGCCUCGCUGUGGAAAAUUCUGUUAACUGUGCACAACAAGAUCAACAUCACAGGCAUCCAGUGGUAGCAUGACUUUCAUUGCUGCAUCUACACUGGUAAGAAGUCAUUGGACAUAUCCUUCCUGUAAAUAGUUUGGGAUUUUGGUCUAAAGUAUUACCAGCUUCUUGGAACAACAUAUUGAAAAUAUGUUUUUAAUUAGUGCUUGUAGUACACUAAUUUUUUGCAGCAGUAUCCUUUUUGUCUUGUCUGUGUUUUACGUAUGCUCUGAGAUGAGAAUCUAAAGCAAAUGUUUGUAAUUUCUACUCAAAUAAAAGAGCAAUGGAAAUGGAAAAGAAUGUUUUUUUUUUUGGA
Messenger RNA from Nicotiana attenuata, 2782 nucleotides. RefSeq names its product putative ankyrin repeat protein RF_0381. Gene Ontology annotation, molecular function: protein binding. The transcript has 2 exons. Bases 527 to 2503 code for a protein of 658 amino acids. The record is from RefSeq and is a predicted model, not a curated record. Lineage: Eukaryota; Viridiplantae; Streptophyta; Magnoliopsida; Solanales; Solanaceae.